This is a messenger RNA of Perognathus longimembris pacificus (Pacific pocket mouse), 1434 nucleotides long. RefSeq names its product interleukin 13 receptor subunit alpha 2 (gene Il13ra2). Gene Ontology annotation, cellular component: membrane; external side of plasma membrane. NCBI's taxonomy places the organism in Eukaryota, Metazoa, Chordata, Mammalia, Rodentia, Heteromyidae. Gene Ontology annotation, biological process: cytokine-mediated signaling pathway. Gene Ontology annotation, molecular function: protein binding; cytokine receptor activity. The transcript is spliced from 10 exons. Bases 127 to 1335 code for a protein of 402 amino acids. The record is from RefSeq and is a predicted model, not a curated record.
AAUCCAUUAAGUUAAGAAGCUGUCUGUGGAGAAAGACUUCAGGAACAUUGCAGAACAUUGGAAUUACAAGUGGACACAUUAUUCACAUAGAAUUGACAAGAUUUCAAGGUAUUGAAUCUUCAAGAAAUGGCUUUUGUUUGUCUGGAUAUUCGAUGUCCAUGUAUCUUUCUUAUCUGUACAAUAUUUGGCUGUACAUUGUCUUCAAACACAGAGAUAAAAGUUAACCCUCCUCAGAAUUUUGAAAUAGUGGACCCUGGAUAUUUAGGCUAUCUCUAUUUGCAAUGGCAACCUCCACUGGCUCUGGAUAAUUUUGAGGAAUGCACAGUAGAGUAUGUUCUAAAAUACCGAAAUGUUGACAGUCAAAGAUGGAAGACCAUUAUUACUAAGAAUCUACACUACAAAGAUGGAUUUGAUCUUAACAAAGGAGUUGAAGCAAAAGUACACACACUUUUGUCGAGCCAAUGCACAAAUGGAUCAGAAGUUCAAAGUUCAUGGUCAGAAGCUACUUAUUGGACACCAGAACAAGGAAGUGUGGAAACUAAAAUUCAGGACAUGAAUUGUGUGUAUCAUAACUGGAAGUAUUUAGUCUGCUCUUGGAAACCUGGCAUUGAUGAACAUAUUGACACCAAUUACAACUUGUUUUACUGGUAUGAGGGUUUGGAUCAUGCUUUACAGUGUGUUGAUUACAUCAAGGCUCAUGGAAAGAACACUGGAUGCAGGAUGCCCUAUUUGGAGUCAUCGGACUAUAAAGAUUUCUUUAUCUGUGUUAAUGGAUCAUCAAAAUCCAUACCUAUCAGAUCCAGCUAUUUCAUUUUUCAGCUUCAAAAUAUAGUUAAACCUUUGCCACCAACCACUCUUAGUCUUACUGUGAAGAAUUCAUUUGAAGUUAAUCUGAAAUGGAACAUACCUGAAGGACCCAUUCCUGCAAGGUGUUUCAUUUAUGAAAUUAUGUUCACAGAAGAUAACACUUCAUGUUUGACUACCACAGAUGAAAAUGAAAUAAACAUCCCACGGACAUCAAAUGGAAGUCAACAACUGUGCUUUUUAGUAAGAAGCAAAGUGAAUAUAUAUUGCUCAGAUGAUGGGAUUUGGAGUGAGUGGAGUAAUGAACAAUGCUGGGAAGGUGACAGAUGGAAGAAAACUUUGGUAUUUUUUGCAAUGCCAUUUGUUUUGUUCUUUGUAUUUGUUAUAGUGGUUUGUCUGCUUUUCUAUAAGCAAAAAACUUUACUAAAAAUGGGGCUACUGUCAAAGAAUUUCUGGAAUUACUGCCGUAAAUCUAGAAGAUACAACCGAAACUACCCCAACAAAGGAAAUUUGAGAAUUAAGUGGUACUAAAUCCUCCAAAAGGACCCUUGGAACUCCUGGAACUCCACUAGCGAUUUAGAUUUAUUAACUUCGCAAUAAUGUGACCAAAAAUUUAAUAAAAUUGAAUUU